This is a messenger RNA of Dama dama (fallow deer), 2883 nucleotides long. It is a transcript of the gene VPS26C, whose product is annotated as VPS26 endosomal protein sorting factor C. Gene Ontology annotation, biological process: intracellular protein transport. Lineage: Eukaryota; Metazoa; Chordata; Mammalia; Artiodactyla; Cervidae. Gene Ontology annotation, cellular component: endosome. The coding region runs from base 102 to 995 and encodes 297 amino acids. The transcript is spliced from 8 exons. The record is from RefSeq and is a predicted model, not a curated record.
GAGAAGAAAGGGGUGGGGCCCCGGGCGGAGGGGCGGGGCGAGCCCUCCUAGCCGUUAGGUCACGCGCGGCAGGAAGUGGUGCGCCAGGCGGAGUAUUCGCGAUGGGGACCACCCUGGACAUUAAGAUUAAAAGAGCGAACAAGGUUUAUCACGCUGGGGAAAUGCUCUCCGGGGUGGUGGUCAUAUCUGGGAAGGACUCGGUCCAGCACCAGGGCCUCUCCCUGACGGUGGAAGGAACCGUGAACCUGCAGCUCAGUGCCAAGAGCGUGGGGGUGUUCGAAGCCUUCUAUAAUUCCGUGAAGCCCAUCCAGGUCAUCAACAGCACCAUCGAAAUGGUGAAGCCAGGAAAAUUUCCUGGCGGCAAAACAGAAAUUCCUUUCGAGUUUCCGCUGCACGUGAAGAGUAACAGAGUUCUGUACGAGACAUACCAUGGCGUGUUCGUCAACAUCCAGUACACCCUGCGCUGUGACAUGCGGCGGUCCCUGCUGGCCAAGGACUUGACCAAGACCUGCGAGUUCAUCGUCCACUCCGCCCCUCAGAAGGGGAAAUGGACUCCGAGCCCCGUGGACUUCACGAUCACACCUGACACGUUACAGAACGUCAAAGAGAGGGCUUUGCUCCCAAAAUUUCUCAUCAGAGGACAUCUCAACUCAACCAACUGUGUGAUCACACAGCCACUGACGGGAGAGCUGGUGGUGGAGAGCUCGGAGGCUGCCAUCAAAAGCAUCGAGCUGCAGCUGGUGCGCGUGGAGACGUGCGGCUGUGCAGAAGGGUAUGCCCGCGAUGCCACAGAGAUUCAGAACAUUCAGAUCGCCGACGGGGACGUGUGUCGGGGCCUCUCCAUCCCCAUCUACAUGGUCUUUCCCCGGCUGUUCACCUGCCCGACGCUGGAGACCACCAACUUCAAAGUGGAGUUUGAGGUGAACAUCGUGGUGCUGCUUCACCCCGACCACCUCAUCACCGAGAACUUCCCGCUGAAGCUCUGCAGGAUGUAGCCGGGAGCAGGGGACUGCACUGCUAGGGCGGCCCGUGGAAACGCAGUCAUUCCCCCACCCCCCAGGAGCGGAAGCUCCCAGCACGGACCUGCAUUCUCAGUGGUUCUGUAUCCGAAAGAGUCUGACCCUCCUUCCACGUUUCUCUGAAGCCCCUCUCAUCAAAUCUUCCCUUGGAAAUGCGUCAGGAUUUCUUAACGGUCUUGGCAAGAUGGCUUCCCAGAGAGCAGGUGGUCUUCUGCCUCCUGACUAGACCUGCUCCCGUUCACGUUCAGGAAACAGUUAACAGAGGCUGAACUUUGCUGGAGAGCGAGGUCAGGGAUGAGGAAACUUCUCGACGGGCAGUGACUCCCCUCCGCCCCGCCACCGACUCGCCGCUCCGCGCCGUGCCCCGCACCCCCUCAAGGCGGUGGCUUACCGGCUGGCGGCUCAGGACGUUGGCCAUGUCCACCAAGGAGGGCACGGGGGGCGCUCGCCAGGAGUGGGUAGCGGGUUUUCCUCUCUUUUCUACCAUUUUUUCACGAUAACAUCAAACCUUUUAGGGAACCUGGGGAAGAUGUGCUUUGUCUUCCCAGGGGCGAGGGUCUGGUGACUGUGGCUGGCCCUGGGAUAUUCCUCUCAGGACCUGCUCUGACGUGGCCUGCUGCCAUCGUCCCAGAGUCCAUUCCAGUGCGAGGUUAUGUGAGGGGAUCAAGACGCAGGUCCGCGCCGCCAUGGUGGGCUGGGUGCUGAAGGGCAGGACCCCCGGGCAUGAAGACCCCUCCAUGCUGGGUGGGGCCCAGACUCCAAGAACUUGUCUUCUCGUCUGGAGUACCUGUGUUGGGGGUGGGGGUGGGAGUUGGCUGGAAGUCAUUUUCUCCCUCGCCUCCCAUGGGAAUUUUCUCAGUGUAAGGUGGGUCUGUGACAACACAUUUCUUCCUUCAAAUCCUGCCACUGUUUCCGUGGGUCCACGUGAGUUCACCUCAGAAGUGCACACUUCCUGCCCUUCCCCAGCAGCACCCCGCUUGGCAGGCUCUGGCCGAGGGGGGGCUCACAGCCCCCCGUGGUCCUUCCAUUGUCCCAGGCCAGCUCUGGUGACCCCGAUGCUGAGGGCAAACAGACCCGACUCAGGCUCUGCUCUACCCUCCGACUUCACCAGCGCAAUGGAUACAACUUACUCACCGAGUCAUGUAAAAAGGUGUUCCCAGAAAAUACAGUCUAGUUUAUACAUUUCCUUUUAUGUGUGUCCAACAUCAAUAGCGAUCUGACGCUGCCUUUAAACUAGACCAGCAGAAAACAAGAAGUCCACGCUUCUGCGAAGUUUCACAUGUAGAGAUUGUUUCUGAUGGGGGAAUAAAGCUAAAUGAGAGUUUGGAGCAAAGGUUGGGGACGUAAAUUCCUAUUUAAUGUCUUAAGUAAACCGAUGUUACAGACAUAAAUAUGAUACGAUUAUUCUCCCUCAGGGAAUAAUCAUCACCUGAAGAGUUGCCAGCAGCCUGGCCUCCUUUAGCAUUUUGUUCAACCUCGAGGGACCUGGGCAAGGGCCAUUUCCUUGUCCUCCUCGGACGGGCACCUCCACCGUCAAUUGUUACGGAAAACUCGGAUGUUUGGGUGUCUUGGGCAGUGGUCCCACUACUGACCUGGCUGGAGUGUCCUGUGGUCAGGCUCUCCCAUUAGAACAGGGGGAAGCGGAAGUGAAGGGAAGAGACUGUGACCCUAGAUAAGAGUACACUUUUCUUGGAAAAGGCUGGUUAGGCCAGAGGACCUUCAGGCUCUCGGUGCUCCAGCAGAAAUGGGCGCCUGGCUCCAGUUCUCAGCCUUGUGCAUUCCACGGGAAAGGUGGAGAGGUCAAUCAGAAAUAAAACGAUCUUAUUUUAUUUUUUAGAAAUAAAACGUUUUUAAAAAAACCAGA